Paramecium tetraurelia is the source of this 270-nucleotide messenger RNA. RefSeq lists its product as uncharacterized. The record is from RefSeq and is a predicted model, not a curated record. Gene Ontology annotation, biological process: microtubule-based process. Lineage: Eukaryota; Ciliophora; Oligohymenophorea; Peniculida; Parameciidae. The transcript is spliced from 2 exons. Gene Ontology annotation, cellular component: dynein complex. Gene Ontology annotation, molecular function: dynein light intermediate chain binding; dynein intermediate chain binding.
AUGGCCGACCCAGCGUAAUAAAUAAAUAUUAAAUUAUGUGACAUGUCAAGUGAUUUAUUAAAGGAUGCUCAAUAUAUAAUUCUUGAAAAUCUGAAAAAACACAGCCAUGAAAGAGAUAUUGCAUAUUACAUUAAGAGGGAAUUGGAUAAGAGACACACAGGUCCUUGGCAUUGUGUGGUUGGGAAGAAUUUUGGGAUUUUCGUAACACAUGAAGAAGGGUAUUAUUUGUAAGCAAUCAAGGGAUAAAUCACUAUAGUGGUUUGGAAAUGA